Symbiodinium pilosum is the source of this 2619-nucleotide messenger RNA. Lineage: Eukaryota; Dinophyceae; Suessiales; Symbiodiniaceae. The record is from the annotation of a GenBank genome assembly.
AUGGCUACUGUCGAGGACAAGAAAGCAUUGCAGCGACUUCGCGCCCUCGCGGAAAGACUGAAUUUGCUCGGCCGUGGGGUCGUUCUUUCUUCUGCGAACAAGGCCACAUUGUCUCCGGCCGAGCUGGUGACUGCCUUCGUGGAUGCUUCUGCGCAGUCCCCCUCCACGGCAGCAUCUCCAACGGGCAGGCCGCCAGGGUAUUCGAGGAAGGACUCAACCCAAAGUGUACUGAGCAAGCCAAGCAUGCUCCGCAAUCGGACAAACUCGCGAGUCAGGUUUGAUGGGACAGAAUCUCCAAGGCACCAGUCAAAGCAGGCGUCUCCCCGCAGCCCCGGUCGGGAACUUCGAACAGGUUUCAAUCGAUCCCAGUCGGACUUCAGCUGCACGUCUUUCACGGACUUCAAUCGAAAGCAGGCCAGUCAAAGGGACACGGACACAGCGGCCCCCGCUUUCCUGGAAUUUCUCAUCGCCGUCCUCAAGGGUGACCAGGAGCAGCGCGUCGGAGUGGUUUCGCCUCCCUCGCCUCCUAUGAUGGCGGUCCCAAAUACUGUCAGUGGUGGCGAUGUUGUUCUGGAUCUCAAGCUAGACAACGAUUUCGGAAGGUCGGUCUCUGCACAUCCCGAAGAUGACAACGCGUCGGCCCUGACGUAUCAUUCGUAUUGCGACGCGAUGGUCGCGGGCGCCGGCGCAGAGGAAAAAGAAGUGAUCAGCGCCGAAGUCUUGAAGCUGGGAGGGACGGAGGGCAAGCAGACAAUGCGGAUCGCUUUCAAAUCCAAGUGCCUGCGUACCCAAAACGAGUGGCAAAAGCAGCUUCUCGCCCAACAGCGCGCUUUGCUGGACGUUGUCACGGGCAGGCUCAAGGAGGCGGAGAGAACAUUGAAAGAAGAUGAAGAGGUAAAGGAGGAGGAAAGGGAACUCCUGCGUGGCUUUCGAAAGAUUGUACGUCGUGAACGAGGUUCGGAGGAUACACAGCUGCCGGCUGAGAUCUUUGUGGUCGAAAAGCGGCAGAAGCUGCGAGACGAAGCAGAAGAGCUGUGUAGAAUCUUGUCGUAUCCGUGCCAUGCGUUCAACAGCUUCUCUCGUGCAACGGAGGCUCUUACAGAGGCCUCGCAAGAGACCAUACACCGCGUGGUGUCGUUGGUUUCUCGCGGCUCUGUUCACAGCAUGGUGUCAACCCGUGGGGCUGAUUUGCUGGAAGGUCGUCCCGGGGACAAGCUGCCCGACUGGCGUUGCAGAGCAUUGUGCACAACUGGCAGGGGUGCUGGUAACGUCAUGAUUGAAAGGCCGACUCAGAUUGUCUUUUUGGGGAUGGCCUGGCUCAUGCGAGGCCUUCCAGAAGAAUGGCAGCAACAGGGCGUUUACGUGGUGUUGAUCACCGAGGCAGAUGAAUUUGAGGAGGUAGGUCGUCAGCUGCUGGCAUCAGGGGAAGGUGAAAUUCGCGAGAAGCUCCGUGCCAAAGGCAUUUGCGAUUACUUGAUCCAUCCGCUUUCGCUUGAUAGCCUGUCCAAAGUCGUGUCAGAAGCUGGCCAGCGGAGACUGGAGGAGUACCUGCUGCUGGACAUUUUGGGCAGGGGUGCCACUGCCUGUGUCCACAAGGCUAAGCGAUUGCGUGACAACGAGACUAUUGCCUUGAAGGAAAUUAACAUGCGCCGACUCAAGAAUGCCAACGAGGAGAUUGAGCGCGAACUGAGGCUGCUUCGGGAGCUCAGCUGGCCAACUGUUGUCUUCACUUUGGACACAUGGGAAAACCACACUGAGAAGCUGCGGUAUGUGGUGAUGCCAUUGCUGGAUGGGGGAAGCCUGUUGCAAAGAAUUGAGGCUGCAAGAGGAGCUGAGUCAGAAGAAGUACAGCAUUCGGUCGAACUAGUCGCAGACUGGUAUGUACAAACCCUCCAUGGACUUGCAUACCUUCACUGGAGAGGGGUCAUUCACCGCGAUAUCAAGCCGGGAAACCUCCUCAUCGCAACCAACAACCGGCUAUUGCAGAUUGGCGAUCUGGGCAGUGCCAUGCUGCUUCCUGGGACAGGGCCAUUUCCCAAUCCUCAUGCCAAAGUGGUUGCGCCUGUUACAAGUCCAUCGUACGCCAGUCCUGAAGCGCUUUUGCAGGAGACAUACUUUGCAGCAUCUGACCUUUGGUGUGUUGGAGUCUCCUUCUUUGAGGCUUUAACGCUUCACCCGCUCUUUCCCGAUGUGCAAAGCAUGGCUGAAGCCCAGGAGCAUGUGCGUGCUUUCGAUCCUUCCAUGGCCGGCCCAACUAAUGGUGCUACCAAUUACGCGGUGGCCGCGCUGUCUACGCUCAACCAGCUUCGUUGUUCUUCUUCAUCAAGCCCAGCAGCCGUAGAGCUUGCCGGUGAGUUGCCCGAACUCGUGCGCCCUGAUCUGAUGCAACGGCCAACUGCGUCGGGAAUCGCGUCACGUUACUUUUGCAUGAAACGCAUCAAGCUAAUUUUAAAAGAAACUGGUGCUGUGCCGAAAGGCAUGGUAAGUACCCACAUGGAAGAUUACAAGGCUUUAUUGAAGCAGUCGCAGGCUGCCAAGAACACCACGCCAGAUGCAGCAGGUCUCGAGCCUGUGGACUUACCGCUUGGCCGUGGACGUGGGCCGCGCCAACGACACUGA